AUGUUCAAGAGACAUGGUAAGUAUAAUGUCUUAAAUAUAGUUUAUCAUCAAAUUUGAAAGAAUAAAAAUAAUACUCUAAUCUUUAACCAGGUAUUAUAUUAAUGCAGAGUUAAGUAAACUUAGGAAAACUAUUGAUAAACUUAGUUAUGAGCAGAGGGAAAAAAAAAUACAGGACACAUUAAAAAAUGUUUGGGAUCAUAAAAGAUCUCUCAUAAUAGAUAUUGAUAGAUUAAUGAUAACAGAUGGUUAUGAUGAAUGGCGUAAAAAAGAAGCAAAAGAUUUGUCUGAUCUUGUACAAAAGAGAUUCAGGUAUUUGCAGAAUCCUAGUGAUUGCAACAAAGCAAGAAAGUUGGUUUGCAGUUUGAAUAAAGGUUGCGGAUUUGGAUGUCAGAUUCAUCAUAUUACAUAUUGUUUCUUAGUUGCUUAUGGUACAGAACGAACAUUGAUAAUUAGAUCUAAAGGUUGGAGAUAUCACAAAGAUGGUUGGGAAUCGGUCUUUAAACCGCUUAGUGAGACCUGUGUAUCUCCAAUUGGAGCAUCACAUGCCAAUUGGCCUGGUGACUCUUCUAAACAAGUCAUCUCAUUGCCAAUUGUAGAUAAUGUUUAUCCAAAACCAAGGUUUCAACCCCCAAGUGUACCAGCUGAUUUAGCUAUAAGAUUAGAAAAACUUCAUGGACAUCCUUUAGUCUGGUGGGUAGGACAAGUUUUAAAGUAUUUAAUGCGACCUCAAGAACAUGUGAAAAAAACAUUAAAUGAUGCUAAGGAAAGGCUAGGCUUCAAGAAACCUAUUGUUGGAAUUCAUGUACGGAGAACAGAUAAAGUUGGUACUGAAGCUGCUUAUCACGAUAUAGAUGAAUAUAUGGUUAAAGUUGAACAAUAUUUCAACGAACUUGAAUCAAAACCAGAGGUGAAAAGAGUUUUCCUAGCUAGUGAUGAUCCAAAAGUGAUCACAACGGCAAGAAAUCGUUAUUCGAACUACGAGAUAAUCGGAGAUCCGGAGAUAGCAGAGACAGCUUCAGUUGCAAAGCGAUAUUCUGAUUCUUCUUUACAAGGAAUAAUUAUCGACAUACAUCUUCUAUCCGAAUGUGAUUAUUUGGUGUGCACAUUCAGUUCUCAAGUAUGCCGUGUAGCAUAUGAAUUAAUGCAAACUUAUUAUCCAGACGCUUACAAUCGUUUUGCGUCAUUAGAUGAUAUUUACUAUUAUGGAGGUCAAAAUCCCUAUCCUCAUCAGGCUAUUCUAGAUCAUAAGCCAAGAAAGGAGGGUGAAAUUGAAUUAAAAGUUGGAGAUUUAAUUGAAGUUUUUGGAAAUCAUUGGGAUGGUUAUUCUAAAGGAUACAAUACUAGAACUAGUAUGACAGGAUUAUUUCCCAGUUUUAAAGUUAAAAAUCCAGUAGAUGCUGUAGAUUUCCCGAAAUAUCCACACAUGCAUCCUGAUAGUGGUGAUAAAGGAAAUCAUGAUGAUUUCGUGAAAAUAAAUGAAGCCUAUAUGAUAUUAAGUAACAAACAGAAUAGGCAUUAUUAUGAUAUUGAUUUAAAAAAUGAUAAUGUUCAUGAAAACUAUGACUAUCAGAGGACUAGAUGUAAUAAUCAUUACCAAUAUGAUAUGCAAUAUUCAACAAAUAUAAAAAAAUAUUUUGAAGAAAAUAGAAAAAGAGCAAUUAUAUUUUGUUCCUUCCUUUUGAUCACAGGACUAUUCCUUCAAGUAGUACGUGUUAUGAUAUGGUCCAAAGCUAAUAGAGAAGCUGCAUUAAAGAAGAGUAAUCAAAUUUUAGUAGAAUGUGAAACUAAUCUAAAAAAGUAUGAAAAUAAAACAUUUAAAGAAAAAUUAAAAAUAUUUGAAAAAAUGAUGGCAGAACAGUUUAAAGAUGAUAAAUAA
Molecule: messenger RNA, 1876 nt
Organism: Heterotrigona itama
Lineage: Eukaryota; Metazoa; Arthropoda; Insecta; Hymenoptera; Apidae
Source: the annotation of a GenBank genome assembly